Tuber melanosporum (Perigord truffle) is the source of this 234-nucleotide messenger RNA. RefSeq lists its product as uncharacterized. The coding region runs from base 29 to 133 and encodes 34 amino acids. The transcript has a single exon. The record is from RefSeq and is a predicted model, not a curated record. NCBI's taxonomy places the organism in Eukaryota, Fungi, Ascomycota, Pezizomycetes, Pezizales, Tuberaceae.
GGGGUUGCCGGAACGAUGUGGGGAGGUAAUGGGGGCCAAUCACUGUGGAGUGUACUUGUGUAUGAUAUCUGGGCGCGGUACUACGGGGAGUCCGGGGACCCAAGUUUUGUUCGCAUUAAUACCUGCCAGGUAGAACUAUUUGUCGGAUACAUGGGUGGGUAUUGCGGAGGGAAGGAAGGAAGGGGUAGAGGGAAGAAGGGUGUUGGAGGAUAUAAUAUUAGAUGUUAUAUGAUA